This is a messenger RNA of Cyphellophora europaea CBS 101466, 2346 nucleotides long. RefSeq lists its product as uncharacterized. NCBI's taxonomy places the organism in Eukaryota, Fungi, Ascomycota, Eurotiomycetes, Chaetothyriales, Cyphellophoraceae. The transcript has 3 exons. The record is from RefSeq and is a predicted model, not a curated record. Gene Ontology annotation, molecular function: RNA lariat debranching enzyme activity. Gene Ontology annotation, biological process: mRNA splicing, via spliceosome. Gene Ontology annotation, cellular component: nucleus. The coding region runs from base 1 to 2346 and encodes 781 amino acids.
AUGUCUGCCCCCCCAGAGGACAAGCUGCGUAUCGCUGUCGAAGGUUGCGGCCACGGCACGCUUGAUGCUAUCUAUGCAGCUGUAGAGAGAGAUUGCGAAGACAAAGGAUGGGAUGGCGUUGACCUCCUCAUCAUCGGUGGCGACUUUCAGGCCACCCGCAAUCAACACGACCUCAAUGUUACAGCUAUGCCGGUGAAGUAUCGCGAUAUGGUUGACUUCCACCAGUAUUACAGCGGAGCAAAGAUAGCACCAUGUCUGACCAUCUUCAUCGGUGGGAACCACGAAGCCAGCAACCACCUCUUCGAACUCUACUAUGGAGGCUGGGUCGCUCCUAACAUCUACUACCUCGGUGCUGCCAACGUCCUCCGUCUCGGAAAUCUUCGCAUCGCUGGUCUGUCGGGUAUCUGGAAAGGUUAUGACUAUCGCAAACCCCACUACGAGCGUCUUCCUUACAAUCAGGAAGAUCUCCAUUCUAUAUUCCACGUCAGAGAACUUGAUGUCCGCAAGCUCCUCGCUAUGCGCUCUCAAGUUGAUAUUGGUCUCUCGCAUGACUGGCCGCAAACAGUCGAGUGGUCUGGCGACUACCAUUGGUUGUUCAAGAGAAAGGACAGAUUUCAGGCUGAUGCCGAGAACAUGAAGCUCGGCAGCACUGCAGCAAAGCUGGUGCUGGAUCGACUGAGACCCCCACAUUGGUUCUCAGCCCAUCUCCAUAUACGCUACACUGCAAACUACGACCACGAAAACCCCAAGGGGAUACAGACCAGAGGUGGAUACCCAAUCCCUCCUCCAGAACACAAGCAAAAAAUCUCAGCCUGGCAAGGAUUCCAUGAUCAAGCCCGAGUCAACGAUGCAGCGGAGACACAGAAAGCUCUUGAAGAGCAACGUGGCCGUCAAGAAGCGGUGGCGAGUACAGGCAUUCGCUCCGGUCCCGGUUACAACUUCGAUGAAACUUUCAAGAAGGUCAACACCACGAACCUUAGCAGAAGUAUAGACACGAUAGAGAGAAAGGAGAACGAACCACCAGCUCAAACCAACCUGCCACAGCUUGAUGGCUCAUGCGCUUCCAGACCACUGAAGAGAGCGAGGGAACCGGACUCUCCCCAGCAGAACGAUGGAACAGCUCUGCGCUCUCCACGCUUCAACGCUCUUGGUACAGCCGCGCCUCGAGACACUGCGCUAGGUAAAGAGACCGCGGAAUUCUCACCACCCAAGCAAAGAAACACCGCUGUUCCAGUGGCCAGCAACCCCGAUCAGCUUGACAUUGACCUUAGCGAUGACGACGAGCCGGUCGUGCCUCGACGACGAUCAGGCAGCCCUUUCCCUACCCUCACACAACCUGUGCAGGAGCGCAAGUCCGAGCAGAGUGAAGACGGAGGUGUCUCGUUGAAUCCCGAGGCAACAGUGUUCCAAACCCCGAAGCAAGGAGAGCCAAUGGCGAGACAGAGUUCUAACAGCUCGAAAUCGUCGCUUGAUCCAUCUGCGCAAAUCUUCAAGCCGCAAAGCAACAAAGCUGAAAGUGGGCAAUACAGCUCAGACGUAGUCAACCCUGAAGCUCCUGAAUUUCAGCCGGGAACAAAUGGCAGCCAUUUGAAACCCGAAGAAGAUAUGAAGGUGAAGCCGGACGAUAUUCCGGACGACAUCCGAGCCGAACUCGAGGGCCUUUCUAAGACCUUUGCCGCCCCUGUCCAGGUCGAGGUAUCGCCCGAGCUUCCAUUUCCAGAAGAAAUCACGAACAAAAAGACCGAAUUCCUGGCUCUCGACAAAUGCCUGCCAGGUCGUCAUUUUCUAGAGCUCCUGGAAGUUGAGUCGACCUCUGCUCCUGGAGAGCCGAUUCAGCGCCCUGUCAAGUUGCACUACGAUCCGGAAUGGCUUGCUAUACUCCGCGUCUUCGCUCCCGAGCUGAUACUUGGCGGUGGCAAGCAGGAUCCAGUCCCACCACAUCGAGGAGAUACUUACUACCGAGAUCAAAUCCUAGAGCAACGCAAGUGGGUAUAUGAAAAUAUUGUCAGUAGAGACUUGCUCCAAGUUCCCGACAAUUUCGAGAUUACUGCCCCAACCUACGAUCCUUCUCUUCAGGUUGAGGAAAAGGACAUGCCGCGGGAAGUCACCAACAAUCAAACGAGUCAAUUCUGCGAGAUGAUUGGCAUCGAGAACCCUUUUGAUAUUCCGGAGGAGGAGAGAGACGCUCGAGUCGAAGCCGGUCCAAGAGCAGAGAGUCAAUGGCGUGGACGGGGUGGUCAGUUCGGCGGCGGUCGGGGAAACUGGAAUAGUGGUCGUGGUGGCCGCGGUGGAAGAGGAGGUGGUCGUGGUAGAGGCCGUGGCCGUGGUGCCAGGGGUCGUUGGUGA